Molecule: messenger RNA, 3228 nt
Organism: Oreochromis niloticus (Nile tilapia)
Lineage: Eukaryota; Metazoa; Chordata; Actinopteri; Cichliformes; Cichlidae
Product: probable E3 ubiquitin-protein ligase TRIML1
Exons: 6
Coding region: 1975-3168 (397 amino acids)
Molecular function (GO): protein binding
Source: RefSeq, a predicted model, not a curated record
UUAUGCACUGAACAGAUAUACACUCACUGGACACUUUAUUAAGUACACCUUACUAGUACUGGGUUUGACCCUCUUUUGCCUUCAACAAGCUGCUGGAAACAUUCAUCAGAGAUUUUGGUCCAUAUUGGCAUGACAGCAUCGCACAGUUGCUGCAGAUUUGUGGGCUGCACAUCCAUGAUGUGAAUCUGCCAUUCCAUCACAUCCUAAAGAUGCUCCAUUGGAGUGAGAUCUGUUGACUGUGGAGGCUAUAUGAGUACAGCACACUCAUUGUUAUGUUUAAUAAACCAGAUUUAGAUAAUCUGAGCUUUCUGACAUGGUCUGUUAUCCUGCUACAAGCAGCCAUCAGAAGAUGUGUACACUGUGGUCGUAAAGGAACAGUAAAGCAAAAAUACUCAGGUAGGCUGUGGAGUUUAAAUAAUACUCAGCUGGUACUAAGGGGCUCAGAGUAUGCCAAGAAAAUAUUGCUCACACACCAGUAAACAUUCACCAGCCUGAAUCACUGAAAAAAAACAGGAUGGAUUCAUGCUUUUAUGUUGUUUAUACCAAAUUCUGACAUUAAAUCCAAAUGUCACAGCAGAAACUGACACUCAUCAGACCAGAAAUCAUUUUUCUGUGUGAACUGUAGCCUCUUUUUUCUGUUCUUAACUGACAGGAGGGGCACUCAGUGUGGUCUUCUGCUGCUGUGAUCCGCAAUUUGAUUCGGCAUAAUUUGGUUAUAACAAGUAUUUGUGUGCAUGUCAGCUUGAAGCAGUCUGAACAUUUGUCUCUGACAUCAACAAGGCAUUUUUACCCAGAGAAGUGCUUCUCACUGAAGAAUUUCUCAUUUUUGGACCGUUCUCUGUAAAUCCUAGAGCUGGUUGCAUGGGGAAAUGCAGUAGACGAGCAGUUUGUCAAAUAGUCAGCCAAGCUUGUCUGGCAUGUCAUGUUCAAAAACUCACAUAAAACAUGUUUCUUCCUCAUUCUGAUGCUGUUUGAACUUCAGCAGGUCGUCUUGACCAUGUAUACAUGCCUAAAUCCACCAAGUUACUGCCAUGUGACCGGUUGAUUAGAUAUUUGCGUUAACGUCCAGCUGAGCAGGUGAACCCAACAAAGUGGCUGGUGAAUGUAUUGUAUACAUUUCAGAAUACCACAUGGUGAGAAAUGGAAUCCAUCAAAGUAUAAAAACCUAUUUAUCAAUUGUUUCCUUUCUGGGUUUCCAUCAUGUCAUAUUGCACUUAUAUGAGUAGCUUAUCGUGACUGACUUCUUCUCGGAGGCCUGUAUGUUCACAUUUAAGGUGAGAAGUUUUCCAUUUCACCACAGUCGAAUCACUCUUCUGCUGUCAACCCGUCAUCAUUCAGCACAGUAACCAAACAUCAACUACACCGUUCUUCAGGAAACACUUGUGCACAGCAUGGGACAAUUUGUAGUUACAAAUAUUGUAAACAAAUAAAACAAACGUCAAAAUGUUUUUUUUUUUUAAAAAUAGCAUUACACACAUCUUUGAAUAAAUAGUUUAUAACAAGAAGAAUUUCAUUAAGUCAAACAGUAUAACUCUUAAGUAUUAAUGCAUCCCUUGUGCAGCGCAUACAUUUGAAAACUUCAGUGUGGCCUCAUUCAGUCAGAGAGGGAAAUUAUUGUGGGAUAAAAAUGAAGGAUUGCAGUGUCACAUGGCACAGAGGAGAUGUGUAUUUUUUUGAGUGAUAUUUACAUAAAUUUACAAAAAAUUGGCACGGCGAGGUAUGGCUGAGCGCUGUAAGCAGAAAUGAAGACCAUUUUCCAACAGUCACAACAGUCCGAAUCACUUUUGAUUUUUGUUUUCUUUUACAGCACUAGAUUAGUGACAAAUCCUAAACGAAAUAUAACAGCCAACUCCACCAGGCUAUAUACAGUAUGUGUACCUUACAUUAAAUAACAGUUAAGUACUCAGGUAACCAAAAGCUGUGCUCUUCUACAAAAGACAGUCAUAAUAAGUUAACAGUGUAAACAUUAAGAGAAUGAAUGAGAACAUAGCACACCCCCAGGAAUUUCAUCAUAAUCGGAGGUUUGGCAAUUCUGGGUCUAGACCAGAGGAAGGCCAAAUACAAUCUGAAGGAGAGGAGACACUGGGAAAGCACCAAGAGUGUCUAAAGAAGCAGAGAGAAGCAGUCAAAUAUAGGCUGAAGAAACUCGCGGCACGACAGUCAGAAAUCACAAAAAAGUCCUCAGUGAUAAGGAAGAGUAUCAUUCGGAAAUAUCAAGAAAUCCAAGCUGUCCUGGAUGAGGACCUGAGGAUUACCCUGUCCCACCUGGAGAUGGAAGAGCGGGCUGCUGUCUCUGCCUUGGAUGGGCUCAUGGAGAGGAACUGUUCUCUGAUCCAGGAGAUAGAGCAGGACCUGGCUAGACUCACUUUGGCACUGGACCAAACGGACACAGAGCCUGAUACAAUGUCGUUCUUUUCAUACCCUGAACAGGAAGACAUGGAAACAGCAGACAGAGUGAUUGAUCUGCUAAACCAAACAGACCCAAGCAGUGUGAGCCUGGAUGAAGCUAAAGCUGAGCAGAUCAUCAGCCUCACCAAUAACAUGCUCCUGCUCAUCUGCUCCCAGACCCCGAUGAUCAAGAAACUCAUCAAGAGCUAUUCCAGCGAGGUGUGCCUGGAUCCGGAAACAGCCCACCCAAAGCUGAUCAUCUCUCCCCAAGGCGAUAGUGCCACAUAUACAGACACCUGGCAGCAACUUCCUGACUUACCUGGACGUUUUGACACUACCCUCAAUGUCAUCAGUUUGCAGAGCUUCAGCUUUGGUCGCCAUUACUGGGAAAUCGAUGUAACUGGGAAGACUUACUGGGAGCUCGGUGUCACCUACCCCAACAUUCCUCGGAAGGGCACAACUGAGGACUGCUGGCUCGGCCGCGGGCCUGAGUCCUGGUGUGUGGAGUUCUUUGAUGGCGAGUAUACGGCCUGGCAUGAAGGCGUUCCGCAUCAGCUGCCUUUCACGAAGCGUUUCUGCCGGAUUGGUGUUUUGUGUAGUUUUCCUGCAGGGCUGGUGAUGUUUCUCGAGGCGGACAAAAUGACACCCCUGUUUGCCUUCUGCACGGGAACCUUCUCAGACUGCCUCUACUUAGCUGUCUGCCCUGGUCAUGAUCACAAUGGCAACAAUGCAAAACCUAUUGUUAUCUGUAACCCUUCAUCUGCCAACAGGGAUCUCUGAUUUACUUCACAGAAGAGCUGUUGAACGGUUACUUUUUAAGCUGCUACUCCACAAUAAGGC